UUCAUGUAUAGCUAUUUUGGGUGUAUUUCAAUUUCCAAACAAUUUUCUCUACGCUUCGACACUUUUAGUAUUUAAAGUCAGUUCUUUACCCUAUUUUCCGAUUUUAAAUUGCAUACAGUAUAAAAGAGGUCCAAGGUCUAUUUAAGACGAACGUACCAAUAAAAAUUAUCUAAGCCACUUUCGUUGCCAACGUAAAGAACCACAAAAUUCUUUGAGUUUAAGGCGCGUGCACCUCAAUUGGGGAGCAGCGCAUAUAAAAACACCCGAACCGUUUCGGCUAACCAGUUUACCAACCCAGUGACAGCGUUCUCAUAUAAAAGUAAAAGCCACUGGAUCUGGAAUCGCUAGGCGGCAACCGCCACAAUCGGGCUCAAUACAAGAGCAACCACUGCGCAUUCUCACGCGACACAGAAGAAGGACGAGGUGUAGCCGCCGAUAUAGUAUGAAGGCCGAUCAAAUAAAUCGGCUAAUGCGGGUCAAUGGGCGCAAAAAUCUCUGGUUACUGCGCAACACCAACCAGUUAUAUGAGAAUGCAGUGAAGAGCUACUAUGAACGAAGCACCUCAUUGCUGCCAUAUAGUCCGAUGUCUCAGAAUGUAAAGGUACGUGAAGAGAAUCGAGCACCCUUGCGUAUAUUGACAAUGCAACGGGAGCGGAGUACGGCUCCGGAGUAUCCGCGCAAUCACAAACAGAUGGCCGAUCAGGCGGCCUGCGCAAAUUCGGGUCAUCUGUUGAAUACGGUAAUUCAGGCGAACAGACGGCGCUCCAUGUCAUUCUCAGCGGGCGGCUUGCGUAUGUACGGCAAACAGAUAUUGAAUGACAACGGCGGCGAGGGUAAGGAUUCCAGUAGACCAGAUAAAAGUAGCACCAACGUGGUGAGUGGCAGUAAUUUGAAGGGUAAGCAGCAGCGGACGGAUGGGUGUGUGAAUGGAAAUAACAUGGAUUUGGGCGGAUUUAGUGGGCGAUCGAUGAGCUUGCCGCCGCGCACAACGCUGGAACUGGGCGUGGGCUAUGCGCUUGGCAAGGGCAAGGGGCCGCCCAGCUGUAAGCAUCAUUUCAUUGCGAUUGAGAAGACAGCGAAUGCUGGUGCGGCAUCAUUGACAAAGCGCCAGCGUAGAGACUAUGACAACGAUGCCGACAAGCUGAUGGUUGUCGACGAGGCGCUAAAGCAGCGCCUGGCCGUGCGCUUCGAUCGCCAGCCCGAGGACGAGCCAAGUACGGCGCGCUUUCGCCUUGGCUUCGGUAGCGCCGGCCUCAUCGAUGGCCGCCAGCUGCCGGGGUUGCCCAAGUCAUAUACAAUGCGCGGCGAGCAGGCAACGCCCCAUAAUGUCAUUAAGGAGCAGACACGCUUCCAGACACUCGGCGAACGGAUCAGACAGUUUGAGGUUAUACAAUUUGCGGACGGCCCAGUUGCAUAUCAGGCGUUCAAUCGCCGACAGGGCUACGCCAGCGGCCGUAUCCAACAGAUCGGCAACAAGCAUUUACCAAAGCAGGAGCCAUGCCUGAGCUUCCACAAUGUGCUCCAUACGAAUCACAGGCAGCGCAGCUUUAACUUUCAGACCCGAUCGCAAUCGCUCGAAUCAAAUUCGGAGCCGGUUUCAAGACAAAAGGAACCUCUGGCCGCAACGCAAGUGACAAACACAACUGGUAAACGCAUUAAGCCGCCGCUGGGGCCGCUGGGGCCGCUGGCGCCCAACUGGCGACCACAGCAGCAACAGCAGCAGCAGCACGAACACAAACUAGAUGCCUUGCUUCGGCCGGUCUCGAUUGUGCCGACGCCACCGUCAGCGCGGACCAAAACGAAGCUCAAACAGUGCAAGACGCCAGUCAAGAUCCGGAAGACCAAAUCAAAGCGGUCCGUCAAGCAAACAGGCAGCAUUAUCAGCAGCAGCAGCAGCUGCAGCAGCAGCACCAGCAGCAGCAGCAGCAGCAGCCCAAAACAAGCCAACAGCAAGACCACCAAUGCCGAGGCCAUGGAGAUUGUCCAGAGCAAGGUUAUCGUACCGGAUGAGGCAAAGACCAAAGAUGCAUAUGUCGAAGAGUCCAAUCAAAAAUCGAACAGCCAUGCCGACAACAAUGCCCACAAGGCAGCCCUCUCCAACAAUAUAAGCCGCACCAGCCAUUUGUUCUAUAUGAAGAGCAACUCCCGGCGACAGGAGGUGCCGGCGCCCCGGCUGGCCGAGCAGCUGCAGGCUGUGAAAAAGAUGCGAGUGACACGCAAGUUGCCAGUGGAGCUGCCCAAGCAGCCGCAAUCAGUAAAGGGCGCCCAUCAUCUGUUGGCCGCCAGCGCUUCACAAGUGUCUGCCUAUAAGCGCGCCUAUAAGAAUCGACAGCAAAUACUUCAGGCCGAGAUGCUGCACAUACAUGCACAGCGAUUGCCCGAGCAACAUCAGCAGCGGCAGCAGCGCUUUCAGCGGCAGCAGCAGCAGUGCAUUGCCCAGGAUCAGCCGCUGAAUAAGCCAUCGGGCUAUUUCCCAACGGCAGCCAAAAAGUAUUCGAUUUCGCAGCUCAAGGCUGACACCAAGACGCUGGCCAAGCACCCGGCUAAGAGUGCGCCCACAAAGAAGACGUCCGUGCAACAGCAGCAGCAGCAGCAACAACUGCAGCCGCCGGUUAAACUGGAGCCACCAAAGCGAAAGGUAAGACAACAGCCGGAGGCAAGAAAGUUAACAACGCCGCAGACAGCGGCCCAGGCCCCGCCCCGUCCCAGCUAUCAGCAAUCGGUGUCAGUUCUGGCGCCCUUUGACCCAAAGCAACGGCGAAAAACUGUGCCGCAUUUGGCCUAUGCAUACAAGUCCGCCGGCCAUGUGGCUGCCGUCGGUCAUGUGGCUGCCGCCGAGCAGAGUUUCGGCGCCGGCUAUAAGAGGCUGCAACAACAACAACAGCUGCAUCAGCAGCUGCGCCAGCGUCGACAGCAACCUUUGGAGAGCCUCUGGCGUCGCAACUACUAACGGCAAAUCCAUAAGCAAACGCAUGCCGCAUACACGCACACGCAUACGCACACGCCCACGCCCGCCCAUACACCCACACACCCAUGCAACCAUACAACCAUACACCCAUACAACCAUACACCCAUACAACCAUACACGCAUACACACACACACGCACGCACACACAUGACCCACAUACCCAGUUGCGAAACACUGCAUUGACCUGUCCCACACAAAAACAUAAAAGCCAAACGACACUCGUUUUGGCCAAAUAAAAAAUAAACGCUAAAUGUAAACAUUGUGAA
This is a messenger RNA of Drosophila virilis, 3234 nucleotides long. RefSeq lists its product as uncharacterized. The record is from RefSeq and is a predicted model, not a curated record. NCBI's taxonomy places the organism in Eukaryota, Metazoa, Arthropoda, Insecta, Diptera, Drosophilidae.